GGGUCUUCCAAAUUAUCGGAUUUGAAGGGAGGUAUAACUUUACUAAGCUUCAUAAGAUUUGGAAAUGUUCCUUCAUCUAUACAACGGUUAAAUAUAUCAGCCAAAUAAGGUUCUAUGACAUAAAGUAUAUUUAUGAUAAUAUUAAGAGAUGUGCCCCAUAAAUCGCAUAUGUCCUUUAUUUUGAGACAUUUGAAAGUUUUAAUAAUAUCGAAGAAAUUAAUAUAUUUGAAUUUAAUUAUGCUGAUAGUCUAUUAUGGUUAUACCACUUAUAAAAAUAACAUCAUUUUUAUGCCUUGACUACUCUGUCCUAUAUGUUAUCAUUGACAUUCCACUUUUACAAAAUGCUUUCUUGAACUGUUAUUUUUUUGGGCCGUAUGGCCGUAUCCUUUGCCUUUAUUGGUUUAAUCAAAGAAAUCACAAUGACCUGAUAUUUUUUUAUUUGCAGAGAUUAUUCGCUAACCGUGAUUACGUUUACAUCCGUCGACACAAAGACUUCGACGUGACUGGUUCUGUCCCCCUCCCCCAUAAGGAGGGGUUGUUCGAAUCCCCCCCCUCUGUUAAUCAUCCACCUGUAGAAGAAGAGAGACCCAGUGUACAUUCACACGCGAAAAGGAAAGCCAUAGAGAAUGAUUUAAGGCAGAAAGUUAAUGGAGGAGCUCUCGAGAAUAAAGUGUUUGUGAUAAUAUCGCGUUCUUGCGAACAUCCUGAGGUGCCGGAAUCGAAGAAUGCGAUCCGUGUGUCCGAAUAUUGGAGUCACAUGGUUGUGAAGAGUUUGAAUGGAGUCGAUAAGCCGGGCAUGGAAUUCGUGUUGACUUACUACGACGAGCCAGCGGUGGGCGGACUACCGAGCGGCGUGGCGGCGUGGGCCACCGGCCGAGCGGCGCCCGCUUACCUGGAGCGGAUGAGGCGCGCCGCACACGACUACGACAAGUGGCGGAGCGUACGCUCCAAUCAGGAGCUUCCUGACUUCGUGUCCUUCAACCAAUCGAAAACGAAACCCAGUCCCGGAUUCAAAGUCAGCGAACAAGAUAUGGAGUCUUCAAAAGACGGUCCCGAAUUGGAGAACGCUGGUGCUGAACAGAAACGAGACCAGAGCACGCAGACGGAACAAAUACAGAGCAUAGACAAUAAUGCAGCCAUAGACAAAACAGUUGUAGUUAUAGUACAGGUGAGAUUUGAUGUGUUGUUUGUUUGUUUGUUUAUUUGAGUAUAUAGAAAUAUCAUCAUCACCCCGCUGCUGGGGGCUCAGGCCUUGAAUGGAAUCAAAUCGAAUAGAGAAAAUAGGACAUGAGCGUCCACGCGGCCCCAGUGCGGAUAAGUGGGUGUUAACGAAUGCAGAUGCAGUCGGGACCAAAUAGAAACAUAGUAUAUACUAAUAUCACAAAGAAGAAAGAUUUGAUUGUCUGUUUGUUUGCAUUGAUUAGGCUUUAAAACAUUGGGUGGAUUUUAAUUAUUAACAUUAUUGAUAUAGGUUAUUUACGUGGGAUAAGUUGUGGGAAAAUAGCUGUUAUAGUUUAUUAAAAUUGCUUGUAUUAUAAAAAAAAGUUACCAGACUCAUUUGAACGGCUUUACCAAACCCAUUUAAAUGGUAAAAAAAAAACAAUAUAUUUUUGCUUUGAUCGGUAGAACGAAGUGGUAAAAGUCGAUAAAGUCAAUUCAACAUCAACAAUGGAUACGGAAGUGAAACAGGUGAGAAUUUGUAUUGAUUUUUGUGCUUAUAGUAAAUUUUUAUAUCGCAAUUUUUAUCCUGACUUUAUUUUAGGAUUUAUUCUCAUAUGAAUUAAGUCAAAAAUGAGUAUCAUUUUGAGAUUAUAUCACAUCAUCAUGAGUAGCUCGGUGGCGUAGCGGAUAAGCGCCGCGGCAUGUGAUCGUUGUCGUUAAGCAACUU
Molecule: messenger RNA, 1888 nt
Organism: Diatraea saccharalis (sugarcane borer)
Lineage: Eukaryota; Metazoa; Arthropoda; Insecta; Lepidoptera; Crambidae
Source: the annotation of a GenBank genome assembly